CUUCGUUGAAUAGUAAAGAUGAUGUAAAUAUCAGUGUCAACGGGGCCAGUGAUACCGAUUCAACUGUAAUUCAAUUCAUCGAUGAAUCUAUUGACCCACCUCCAUCAUCGUCAAAUAGUCAGAAGUUUGAAGUCAGUUCAAAGCGUAAACUGCAAAAUGCUGAAUUCACUGAAAAUCAUUGUCAAAUCAAAAAGGCAAGAGUCGAUACCGAUGUUGAUAAUGAACACAACAAUUCUUCUGCAUUAUCGCCUUAUGAGAUUAUACCUACUGUCAACGUAGAUUCUGAUGAUGACGAUUUAAUCCUUAUUGAGUGUGAAUAAUUAUAUGAAGAAGGAUAUACUCGAGAUAGAUAAGGUGUACUAGCGUGAAAAUAUAAUGAUGCAUUUAAAUCCUUCAGUAGAACUGACCCAGUUCUGCAGACUAUUCAUCGGAAAAUUUUGUUUAUUUUAUAUACUCUCAUAUGAAAACUGAUUUGUGUAUUUCUUUGGAAAAGAACACCAAGUUAUAUUUCUAAUUCCCAAUAGAUUUCAUUAUAUAACUGUUACAGUGCUAUAUUAUGCAUAUAUAUAUAUAUAAUUCAGUCGUGUUUAGUGAUGUAUUGUAACAACAGGAGACAAGGGCCAGGCAACAGAUCGUUUUAUUAUGAAAAUCAACACGUAUUUAUACAUAUUUCACAUACAUUAUUAUAGCUUAUGCAAGUAGACAAGCGCAGUCAUCUGAUUGGUUGUUUAUCAGAAGUUAGGCAGACAAACGCAGGCUUCUGAUUGGUUGUUUCGGGAUUCCUCGACAAAUAGAGUUCUCUAUCUGCGAAUCAUAUUUUGCCACGUUAACUUUGCUGUGAUUGGUUGUUGAAUCAGCCUUGCUCAUAUUUUCU
Messenger RNA from Trichobilharzia regenti, 874 nucleotides. The record is from the annotation of a GenBank genome assembly. NCBI's taxonomy places the organism in Eukaryota, Metazoa, Platyhelminthes, Trematoda, Strigeidida, Schistosomatidae.